Molecule: messenger RNA, 291 nt
Organism: Entrophospora sp. SA101
Lineage: Eukaryota; Fungi; Glomeromycota; Glomeromycetes; Entrophosporales; Entrophosporaceae
Source: the annotation of a GenBank genome assembly
AUGAUCUUUGGUAUUGACUUUGCUUGGGAAAUUGUUGCUAUUGAUGGAAAUGUUGGAAGGCUUGCAAGAAGGAUACAUAAAGCACAUCUUGUUAUAUCUCCUAUUAAACAAUAUCAACGCCAAACAGGUGAUCACAUGAAUGUCAGAAACAGUACGAGUAAUGACAAUGAAAACAAUAAUAAAUCAACCAAUCUUCUUAAAAUCUCAACAUUUGACAACAAUCAAAACAAUGAAAACUUGGAUGAUCAGCAAUUUUUAUAUUCACCUACUUCAAGUGAGAAUGGUGAAUAA